CUUCUACCAUCUAGCCCAGCUGCUGAAACAGAAGAUCACAGAGUUCCAGGCAUAGAUGGAGCGGGUUAUCCUGCAUAACGAUACCGUGGAGUAAAACGCCAACAUUGAGUCGCUGAUCCUCGGAUCCUCGAUCUCUGACGCAAAUCGAACCACCACCCGUCAUGUCAGCGAUGCCUCACCGCACCCUUAAGCUUGGCGCCUUGGAGUUGGCUCAGCUACUAGAGUUCCAGGAAAUUGAUCUGUGCAAACCACCAGUACUGACUCGCAUUCUGUCCGUGAUGGAGAAACACAAGGCGGUGGCAAAUGAAGCAGCUGUCAGUGACCUUAAGCAACUGAUUCUACUGUACGCCUCCAGAUAGGAGGCAGCACUAGCUCCAGGUGCCAGCAACCGACGCAACCGAGGAUCGCGCAUCUCAGCAGCUGCUGAUUUUAGGCAAAAGAAGCUGAUGCGCAUAGGAUCAAUCUCCAGUUGGGCUGAAUUCUCUGGCUCUUAGCGCUCCGUCAACUCGAAAUCCCACAUUGGUAGCAGUGAUUCGAACUAUUCUUCAUCCCACUACAGUGGGCGCUCAAGGGGACGUGGCUUGCGGAUCAGCAACAUUGUGCAGGCCCAGAUCGAACAACUCUUCACGGCCGUGGCCAAGGACGCCAUUUGUAGCUUCGAUGUCACCUGCCUGGGAUCACUACCGUUGAAAGACAAAGUUUGCAGGAGCCACUGCGUCAGCUCUAUCUGGCGGAGUUGGCCAAUAAGAAACUCAGCUUGGGCUCUUUGGACAUCUGUGCCACGGGACUACGGGUAAAGGUCAGGCUACGGCCAUCUCGAAAGGAGCCAGUCCCGACGGAGCGGAGGAGAAUGAGGCCCAUUAUUACGCCCUUCCACAAAAUUGCCGUGUGGUCACCUUGGUCAGAAUUCAACUCUUGUAAACUCUUGAAUCACAUCAUCAAGAGGGACUUCCCAGGACUAUGACCCCAGGUGGUGUACAACAUCAGCUAUCUAUCUGCAGAAUCAUGAUGUCAACGGCUGGAAUGGCGCCCUGAUGACCACCUGAUCGAAAAUCUUACACCCAUUCGGAGAGCAAUGAUAGGGAAUAUAUAAGAUGUUCCCGGGACAAGGGCUCGAGGGAUUGGUCACGAUCACCGGAAUACUGAAGCCAUCGGUCCCGAAGGAAGCGAUCGGAACGCUCUCGCUCGCAGUGUUUGCAGCUUCGCCGCCUGCCAGCUUUAAUUGAUUUACCUACGCGACCACGCUCUCCUGAUACCAUGGACUACGACGAGGAAGACUCGCUAUAACUAUAGCUUCCACUAUAAAAUGCAAGCGUCUCACUACAGGCACUCUUCCGAGUCGCUUCAUUGCGGAGAUAGGGAUCGGGAUGAUGAAGGCGAUCGUGUACACCGCAGGAGCAGUUCCAGCCCAUUCUCAGCGACGAUGAGAUCAUUGGUGACGACGAAGAAGACGCUGCAGAGGACGCAGCGGCGAUUGCGGAAUACGAAAGGGAGUUGGAAGCAGCGGCGGCUGCAGCUCCUCCCGCCAUCAACGCCUUCGAGCCAUGGCAAAAGCCACUGCAGUUCUACGAAGGUUCUACAAAACUACAAGCGACGCAACUUUGUGCUUCAACAGUUCUUCAGCAACGAUGAAGUGCAUCUGCGACAGGCGGCCCAUGUUGUGAAAAUCGCUCUAAGCUUCCAAGCGGCCUGCAUGCAGCCACAGCCCGCUUUUAACAUUCGCCAUAUAAAGCUGGGUGCUCGGAUGGCAGAGCCCAGAGGCUGCAGUGAGGAGCUGUUACAGCAGUUACUUAAGGAGCACCAAUUCGACCCAUUCGAGGCGGUCUUCAAGCUGUACCAUGAACCCUUUAUAGCCUUCUCCAUAAAGCUUCGGCUUCUCAAAGCCGUGUAUGCUCUGCUGGACACCCGCCUGGGAAUUGCGCAUUUUCUGAAAGCGCCAACGAAUGGAUACGAAGCGGUAAUAGAGACCCUGAAGACUGCCAAGUUAACGCGGUCGAAGUACGCCCUGCAAGCCAUCAUCAAGAAGAUGCAUCUGUGGGAAACCCUGGGGACUGUGCACCAUUGCUGCGAAGGCUAUUUUUUGAGAGGAAUCCAGAAAAGAGCAAAGACGCCGAGUUCAAAACGGAGACAGUGAUCCUCUGCAAGAAGAUAGAGUACUCAUUCCAGAUGCUCAUGGAGGCAGCGAGCACCAGCCAGUUGAGCUACCAGCAACCCCGGCGCUUUCUACCCGUGUCUAAGAAAUUCGAGGUGGUCACCGAUUCCAUGGCCCAACGGAGCUUCGCCAAUGCCUUGCAGUCCUUCUUGAGGCACCACGCUCUGGCGGAAUCCCUACUGUUGACACUCCCGCAUUUUUUUCUAACCCCGCCCGCUCCAAUAUGCCCGCCCCAAAUACAAAUAAAAU
Messenger RNA from Drosophila ananassae, 2401 nucleotides. Its product is annotated as protein virilizer-like. NCBI's taxonomy places the organism in Eukaryota, Metazoa, Arthropoda, Insecta, Diptera, Drosophilidae. The record is from RefSeq and is a predicted model, not a curated record. The transcript is spliced from 5 exons. Gene Ontology annotation, cellular component: RNA N6-methyladenosine methyltransferase complex. Gene Ontology annotation, molecular function: RNA binding. Bases 1307 to 2134 code for a protein of 275 amino acids.